AUGGCGUCAGUUGUUGUAGUUACUGCUGGAGCCGCACUCGCCGUUUCCGUUCCAUUCGUGGCACUUAAAGAGUCGUUGGAGCAACGUCUUAAGACCAACAUGAAGAAGCAUUUGGGACACAGACAACGUUGUCGCGUCAAUUUCCCGGACAUCGAGGACGAGCUGGUCCAACAAUAUCAGUAUAUGAUGAGCAUGAAGAAAAAUGAUGAUGAGACGAAGAAAGUGAUGGUCCGCGACACUAAAUGCUCUUCUGAUGAUGAAGACAACUCCUCCACCAUCAGUUCCCCACCGAGCUACAACGACAUCACUCAACCACCAGCAUACGGCUUGUUCGUGCCACGUGGCAACUGA
Molecule: messenger RNA, 351 nt
Organism: Caenorhabditis briggsae
Lineage: Eukaryota; Metazoa; Nematoda; Chromadorea; Rhabditida; Rhabditidae
Exons: 4
Coding region: 1-351 (116 amino acids)
Source: RefSeq, a predicted model, not a curated record